Messenger RNA from Rotaria sp. Silwood1, 3042 nucleotides. The record is from the annotation of a GenBank genome assembly. Lineage: Eukaryota; Metazoa; Rotifera; Eurotatoria; Philodinida; Philodinidae.
AUGGCAACGUACGGUGAUACAUUAAAUCAAACAUUUCCUAGAUUAUCAUCAAAUGGAGAUGAUGAAUUACAUCGUACGUUUCAUACUCCAUUAUGUAACACCAAAUCAACUGGUUUUAAUUUUGAACAACAGUUUUUGUUUGAUAAUGCAUUCCAUUCAAUAACAUAUCAACCAACAACUGUAUCAUGUCAACAAAUAACAACUGAACAUCUUGAUCGUUUAUGUUAUUCUCCUAAACCAGUAUUUUCUCCUCGUUUUACAUCUCAACAACAACAACAACAACAACAACAACAGCCGCAAAUAUCAUCAUUACCUAUAAAUCGUUUAAAUCCAUUUCGAGCAUUUCUUAUUGUUAAUCGUUUAACAUCAGCAAUCAUAAGUGUUAAUCGACAAGCUUGUGAAUAUUUUUGGUACACAGAAAAUGAACUUAAAACUAAAACAAUUGAUAAUUUAAUUCUUGAUGAAAAAUCUUCAUCUGUUAUAACAGAUUCAUUUUUAAGUCAACAAAGUGGACAAACAAAAAUUCUUGCUGGAAAAAUUGUUUAUGUUCUACUUGGUACUGGUGAACGUGCUCGUUUUUCAUUAUUCAUACAAGAUCUUGAUGGCGAUGAAAUGCCAUUACGUUUUUAUGCAUUUGAACCUAUACAUAUAAUGCAAGCAAAAAUAAUUUGUGAUAAACAAGGUUUAAUUCUUUCAUCGGAUCAUAAUUUUUCUAUAUUAUUUCAUAAUACAAUGAUGGAUAAUAAUCAUUUAAAUGAAAAUCAUCAUAUUGGAGAUUUUAUUCCAACAUUAAAAGAUCAAUUAAAAUUUAAACAAUUAUUAACACAUCGAACAUAUCGAACAACUGGUUUAUUAAACCAUGAAAAAAAUUUAUUUAUUCCAUUAAUGAUAACUAUAUCGCCAAAUAAUGAAGAUGAUAUUCAAUUAACGUUAUCAAUUAUGUCAAAUAUUAGUGGAUUAAUCAUGUUAGAUGAAACAUAUACUAUUCGUGCAUAUAAUCCUUAUUUUAUUCAAUGUUUACUCGGAUAUCGUUCACUUGAUUUAAUUAAUCAUCAUAUAACUGAAAUACUACCAGAAUUCAAUGAAUUAAAUGGUACACAAUCAAAUAAUCUUUCUAUCAGUACAAAUAAUGAUCAUGAAGAUCAAAAUCUUUCAUGUCAAUCAUUAGCUGGUGAUGAUGAAUUAAGUAAAAGUGAUGGUUCAUCAAAUACACUUAAUGAUUCAUCGAUUGAAACAACACCACAAUCAUCUCGAGUAUUUCAUUCAAUAGAAAAUAAAAUUCUUAAUGAAAAAUCACAAACAAAUAUAUUACCUAUUGAUAAACGAUUAACAACUGGUGGAUUAUCAUCAUUCAAAACUACAUCAACACCAGUAACAAAAUCAACAAUAAAAUCCGAUAUUAAAAUCGAUACGGAUGAACAAACAGCUUUUCUACAAACAAUAGGUAAACAUAAAAAUGGAACAUUUAUUGGUGUUAUUUAUACAUUACGUCGUAUUGAUUUAUCUGAUGGAACAUAUCGUUAUUGUAUGUGGUUAUCACGUGACAAUACUGAUCCACAUUUAAUUGAAAUGCAAAAAAUGCUUGAUCAUAAUCAAUCAAUAAUACCAAUAGAUGAUCUAUCAACAUCAUGUUUAAAUAUAUCAUCAUUAUUACAUGAUAAUCAAACAUUUGAUACAAAAUAUAUUAUUACUCGACAACGUGGUCGUGGUGGUUAUGGACAAGUUUAUCUUGGUCAUGAAAAAUCGAAUGAAUCAAAUAAAGUUGUUAUUAAAUUUAUUAAAAAAACUAAAGUUAAAAUUCAUCGAUAUGUUGAAAGUUUUGAACCAAAAAAACGAAUUUUAUUUGAAAUUGCUGUACUUAAACAAUUAAAACAUCCAAAUAUUGUUGAAAUUUUAGAUGCAUUCGAUACAGAUAAUUAUGUUCAAAUGGUAAUGCCAUUACAUGGUCACGGCAUUGAUUUAUAUGAAUUUAUUGAAAAAGGUGCCAAAAUUGAUGAACAAUUGGCAAGUUAUAUUUUCCGACAGGUAGUCGAUGCAGUGAGUUAUUUACAUAGUAAUCAUAUUGCUCAUCAAGAUAUUAAAGAUGAAAAUUUAAUAAUUAAUGAACAAUUUCAUAUAAAACUCAUUGAUUUCGGUUCAGCGAUAUCUAUAACUCAACCAGAUAUGUAUACAAGUAAUUUUGGUGGUACAACUGAAUUUUGUUGUCCAGAUUUUUUGCAAACUGGAAGUUGUCAACCAUUUCUUGCUGAUAUUUGGGCUAUGAUGGUAACAUUAUAUGUAAUAAUAUUUCGUCGAUAUCCAUUUUUAAAUCCUGAUGAAAUAAAACGAUGUCAAUUAGAUUUAAAAUUUUUACAAUCACGUAUAUCAGAAGAAUUGUAUGAUUUAUUUACAUCUACACUUAUUCGUCAACCAUAUCAUCGUUUAACAAUGCAUGAAAUUGAAAAACAUGAUUGGGUUCAACAACCAUUUCAUAUAGAAUUAUAUUCAUGGAAUAUUGUUACACAAAAUUCAUUAGAAGAAACAUUUUUAACUGGUAAUCAUUUACCAAGUGGUGAAGAUGAUAAUAAUAAUGAUCAUUCAUUUGCUAGUUUAACACGUCAAAUACAAAAUCAAUUUCAUUUAUUUGAGAAAAAUAAAAAAGAUAUUAAGUCAGAUAAGAAUGAUCUUGUUGCUUAUUUAAAUUUGACAGCUGGUAGUUUCUUUGGUGGUACGAAUAAUUCCGUUCAUAUGUGGAAUUCUCAAUUAGUCAUUUAUAUUUUUAUAUUGAACUGUUGUUUAUAUUUUACUGUUCAUUCACACGAAAAAAUUCUUAUUCAUGAUCGUACCAAUUCAACAAAUGAGAAAGUUUUCAUGUCAUCAAAAGAUUCAUUACCUAUAUGGACAAAUAAACAAUUUAUAAUAUGUUUUGUUAGUGUUUCACUUGGUACUCUUUUGUUUUUUAUCACAUUUAUUGUACCCGCUAUGAUUAUUAUACGUCGAGCCAGACGAGAUAAAAAUCGAUUAGAUUUAAGAGAAUUCAGACGUAUGAGUGAUUUUAUAUAA